AUGAGUAAAGAAGUUCACUCCCAAGGAAAAGUCCCCUUCUCUUGGGAGAAAAAACCGGGCGUGAGCAAGGCGACGGCCCGGCCGCCGGAGCACAACCGCGUCCCACCACGGAAGCUCCCGCCUCCACCAUGUCCUCCGGGCAUGUUGGAUGCACGACUUUCAUCCGUUCGCGACUCGCAAAUCCCUCGAGUACGCUUAUCGAGAAGCGCUUCUAGGAAGGACACGAAGAAGGUAACGGACGAUCCUUUCUUGAUUGCCUAUAAGGAGGUCACGAAGAGCGAUUAUAAAAAGGACAAAGGUUUGAUACGUCGUAGCGAGAAAGGGGAUCGCGGGCUCGGAGCGUUGAGGAAUAUUUUUAUGUUUUCUUGCAAAGUACAAUCGUCUUGUAUUGUGCAAGAGAACAGCGUAGUCAGAUUUUCCGAGCUUCCGAUUUCAAGAUCGUAUAGAGAUGGAGGCCACAAUUAG
Messenger RNA from Striga hermonthica, 465 nucleotides. The record is from the annotation of a GenBank genome assembly. Lineage: Eukaryota; Viridiplantae; Streptophyta; Magnoliopsida; Lamiales; Orobanchaceae.